This is a messenger RNA of Kickxella alabastrina, 637 nucleotides long. RefSeq names its product trypsin-like cysteine/serine peptidase domain-containing protein. Lineage: Eukaryota; Fungi; Kickxellomycota; Kickxellomycetes; Kickxellales; Kickxellaceae. Gene Ontology annotation, molecular function: serine-type endopeptidase activity. The transcript has a single exon. The record is from RefSeq and is a predicted model, not a curated record. Bases 65 to 586 code for a protein of 173 amino acids. Gene Ontology annotation, biological process: proteolysis.
GUUCAACGAUAUUGCCAUUAUCGAGGUACCCGCGUUGCCCCUGUCAAAGGGAAAGGUUGAGACCAUGCCAUUGUACAAUGGGGCUAUCGGGACCAGGGUACCAAUGGGAAUUUACGGUUGGGGCACUAUUCGCUCGCACGGAACGGCCAACGACAACCCGAGCAGCUUGCUGACGCAGACGGUGUACACAUCUAUCCCGGAGGACUGCCAGGCUAUUGAACCAAGCUACAACGACGCGAACGGGCCGCAGAUCUGCGCCAACAACCACUACAACAUUGGCGUCGAUGUGUGCCAGGGCGACUCAGGCACGGGCACAACCAUCACGGCUGAGAACGGCAAGCAGUACCUGGCGGGCCUGGUCAGCUACGGGACAAACAAGCUUGGCGAAGCAACUUGUGGCGAGGACGGCAGCUUUGGCAUCUACAGUAAUGUAUUCUACCACCAGAAGUGGAUUGAGUCUGUCGCUGGAAUCAACAUCGCGUCAGGGCCGUUUAGCGAGCCGCAGGUCAGCCCAGCACCAGUCCCAGCAACGCCUACAGUUACGCCGAUGAAGCCGCCAACAUGCAUCUUCUUUUUGUGCUUCUAGAAUUUUCAGUAUCACUUAUUUUUCCUCGUUCAUUUUCUGAUCGUAAUUCUA